AAUUAAAAAUGUCAUAAUUUUGCUCAACAAUCCUGUGUUGAUAGGCAAUGUUUCUUGGCUCUUUAUUGUGUUGCCGCUCCAGAAAACCACAGGGCGAAAAUCUACAAUGUCCCCAGGAGUAUAUCAAGGUUUUAAAAGAAACCACAGCUUUAAAAACUGGCCAAAUAACUCAUCUGUAUAAAUGUUUUUGCAAUUUGGCCAAGGAUUCUUUGGAAUUCCCUCCUCAACAUUUAAAGAAGAGCAAUUUUCUCUGCAUUACCAGUUUGCAGAGCAAUCCUAUAUUGUCCAUAUUAUUAGCAGCCAUGUUUGGUGAGAGGAAACAUUUGAAAUUUCUAGAAUUUGCCAAAUAUUUAAGUAAUUUUCAAGCUUGUAGUUCGAGCUGGAAGUCGGAGCAAAUUGAGGAAAUUAAACAAAGGAAAUUGAAAAUGCUUUUCAAUAUGUAUGAUCAUGACAAGAAUGGCUUGAUUAGCGAAGAGGAUUUAAUCUUUGUGGUGCAUAAAUUAUUUUCGGAUAUUUGGAAUAGCGAGCAGAUCAUGAAUGUGGCCUCUAUGAUGAUGUUGGAAAUGGAUAAUUCCCAUACAAAUCAAAUAUUGUUUAAUGAUUUUUGUUCAGCCUUGGCGGUAUUUGAUAUGGAGGAAUGUUUAAUUACCAAAAUACCUAGUGGGGGCAGGAAUUAGCUGAAAUACUUACUUGGUUCUUAAAUUUAAUUGUCUUAUUUUUGUUAUUAUUUAAAUUUAUAUGUUAUUAUUGUUUAUUUUCUGUCUUUAUAAAACAUUUAAUUU
Calliphora vicina (urban bluebottle blowfly) is the source of this 782-nucleotide messenger RNA. Its product is annotated as calcineurin B homologous protein 3. NCBI's taxonomy places the organism in Eukaryota, Metazoa, Arthropoda, Insecta, Diptera, Calliphoridae. The transcript has 3 exons. Gene Ontology annotation, cellular component: plasma membrane. The record is from RefSeq and is a predicted model, not a curated record. Bases 48 to 677 code for a protein of 209 amino acids. Gene Ontology annotation, molecular function: calcium ion binding. Gene Ontology annotation, biological process: positive regulation of sodium:proton antiporter activity.